This is a messenger RNA of Jatropha curcas, 3042 nucleotides long. The record is from RefSeq and is a predicted model, not a curated record. NCBI's taxonomy places the organism in Eukaryota, Viridiplantae, Streptophyta, Magnoliopsida, Malpighiales, Euphorbiaceae.
CAGAACCAGAUUACAUAAGUCAGCUUCAAGUUGAUCUUCGAACUUUGAAGUGUAUAAUGAAAGAAUUAAAAGCUUUAAAGGAGGGAGUGAUGAUGAGGAUCACCUCGGAGGAAGGGCCACAAAAGAAGCGGAUGCCACAAGUUCAACUGUGGCUCUCGAUGCUGGAAGCAAUAGUGACUGAAGCGGAGGAGAUGAUAAGAAAUGGUCCACCAGAAAUUGAGAAAUUGCGUCGUAAAGACCUUUCUAGCUACGAAUUUGUGCGAAAGGUGGCCAAAGUGUUAGAAGAAGCAGUUGCUCUAAGAGCCAAAGGAGAAUUCAAAGAGGUGGUUGAGAAGGUACUUCCAGACCCAGUAGUUGAAAGGAAUGAUAAACAACCAUUUGGCACGGAAACGAUGUUAGAUGAUAUUUGGAGAUGGCUCACACAAGAUGAACAACUGGGCACUGUUGGCAUAUAUGGUAUGGGGGGUGUUGGCAAAACUACUCUCUUAAACCAAGGCAUAUAUGUACAACCCAUUGCUAGUACAACCCAUAAUUUUGAUGUUGCGAUUUGGGUGGUGGUUUCAAAAGAUUUGAAACCUGAAAAGAUUCGAGAAGAUAUUUGGAAAAAGAUUGGCUUUUUUGAUGAGACGUGGGCAAAAAAAAACCCCAGUGAGAAAGCAGAAGAUAUAUUUUAUAUAUUGAGCAGAAAGAAGUUUGUAUUAUUUUUGGAUGACGUAUGGCAGAAGGUUGAUCUAAAAGACAUAGGGGUUCCUCUGCCAAAAAGACAACACGGGUCAAGGAUAGUAUUCACAACGCGUUCCUACAAAAUAUGCAGGCAAAUGGAAGCCGAAAAAAUGAUGAAAGUGAAGCCUCUGAAUCCAACAGAAUCUUGGACCUUAUUCCAGGAGAAAGUUGGGGAUAUUCCUCCGAAUAUCCUUCCUCUAGCUAAAAAUGUUGUUAAGGAGUGUGGUGGAUUGCCACUGGCACUCAUCACAAUUGGCCAUGCCAUGGCUGGCAAAGAUGCACUCCACGAAUGGGAACAUGCUCUCGAUGUCUUAAGAAGUUAUGCCUCAAGUUUACACGGAAUGGAAGAUGAGGUGUUUCAAGAUAUGGAGGUUGAAGUAUUUGCAAUUUUGAAGUUUAGUUAUGAUAGUCUACACGGUGAUAAAGUUAAAUCUUGCUUCUUAUACUGUUCCUUAUUCCCGGAGGACUUCAUACUCGAAUAUACCAUAAUAAUUGGUUCCCUUGUUCGAGCAUGCCUAUUGGAAGAAAAUGGAAAAUAUGUAAAAAUGCACGAUGUGAUUCGUGACAUGGCUUUGUGGAUAGCAUGUAAAUAUGAAAAAGGCAAGGAGAAAUUUUUCGUGCAAGUGGGUGCCCAAUUAACAGAAUUUCCAGACGCCAAACAAUGGGAAGGAUCAAAAAGAAUGUCGUUGAUGGCAAACUCCUUACAAAGUAUUCGAGAAGUUCCUAGAUGCGGGGAUCUUUCGACUUUAUUCCUUGGUCAUAAUAGGUUUUUGAAGGAGAUCAGUGGUGAUUUCUUCCAGUAUAUGAAUUCGCUCACGGUUCUUGAUCUAUCAGAGACACAUAUACAGAAAUUGCCUAAGGGAAUUUCAAAAUUAACCUCACUGCAAUAUCUUAAUCUGCGUUGUACGCAUAUAACGCGGUUACCAGUUGAGUUGAAGUUAUUGCAAAAGCUGAAAUAUUUGAACUUGGAGCGUAAUGGGCAUCUAAAUUUUAUUCCAAGGGGAGUCAUAUCUAGUCUGUCAUCGUCACUGCAAAUUUUGAGAAUGUUGCAAACCGGUUAUAUUUAUGAAAACUCGGUAAAUAACUUAUUGGGUGAAGGCAAUACGCUAAUAGAGGAGCUCCAGUGUCUUGAAAUGUUGCAAACCGGUUAUAUUUAUGAAAACUCGGUAAAUAACUUAUUGGGUGAAGGCAAUACGCUAAUAGAGGAGCUCCAGUGUCUUGAAAAUUUGAAUGAACUGAGCCUCACAAUAAUAAGUGUCUCUAUGCUUCAGUUGUUUCUCAGCAUCCACAGAUUAUUCAACUGUGCUCGGUCUCUACAGCUUGUAUGGUUUAAAGGUCCAAAAUCUCUUAAUAUUUCCUCAUUUGCAAAUGCGAGGCAUCUAGAGACCAUAGACAUAUUUCAUAAUCCUGUCUUAGAAGAGAUUGUUGUCGAUGAUCUGCUGGAUGAGAGCAGAAUACAUCAUCAUGCAACUAGAGGUCUCAGCAACUCGAUGAUCCCAACCCCAAAAUGCUUCAAUAGCCUCCGAGAAGUGACUGUAUGGAAUAACUGCAGAUUGCGAGAGCUGACAUGGCUCGUUCUGGUCCCGAAUUUGGAAAUUUUGGUAGUCUCAGUGAAUGAGCGUAUAGAAGAAAUUGUUAGUGCUGAAAAAUUAAGUGAAGUUCAAGUUGGGAGUGAAAAUGUGAACCUAUUUUCAAAACUCCAAGUUCUUGAAUUGUUUGAAUUACCAAAACUGAAAUGCAUAUAUAGGAAUCCUCUGUCUUUUCCACUUCUAGAAAGAGUACGAGUAAGUGAAUGCCCAAAGCUGGAGAAUAUACCAGAAGCAGUGCAAAGGAAUCAAGGUGGUGACUGACGCACAAGAACAAAUCUAAUGGAAACUACCUUUCUACAGCAAUUUACAGAGGCAGGCCAUCAAAAUUGUGGAAUGAUUUCGAUGUGAUCAAGGUUCCAAGGCAAAGGAAGGAGUAAACUUGUGCAAUAAAGGAUCGGAACGUUUUGAGUUUUUUUUUUUUUUUUUUUUUUUUUUUUUUUUUGAGUUUUUUUUUUUUUUUUUUUUUUUUUUUUUUUUUUUUUUUUUUGAGUUGUUUCUGCUUUGAAUGAAACCUUUUCUUUUUUCACUUUUUUUUUUUCGUGAUAAAUUGUCAGGACUCGAUUGUAAUGUUGUAAUUGAGCUUGAAUGGAUUGGACACUAUUGUAAUUGUAUUUGAUUUUGAUUUGUGAGUUUACUGCUUACAUGGCAGUUAUUGAGAUGUGAUACAAAUAUGCAGCUGAUGUAAUGCGGAUUGAAUUGUCAUUUCAUUUCUCAAAUUUUUUUCUCCCAA